CGGUGGCGGGGAGCGUCCCGGAGCCCGAGCACUGGACUCUGGGAAAUGAGUCAUCUUGUACUUUGCUGACUGUAAACAUCGAAGUGAGCACGGAUUCACAAGAACUACAAGGUCCAGAAGUCUUUGCCACCGGAAAUGUGUUGCGAAGAAGCGCGACGUUGGUUUUAAACAUGGCGUCGCAGUCAGGGGAAAAGCCGAGUGAAGACGCUGAACAUUUGAAAAUAAAUGCUAGCAAUGGCGAAGAAGGAGAAGAAAGAAAAGUCGGACCCAUUUCUUUUGGUUUUAAGGCAGUAUCUAAGUUUAAGGGGUCUAGCACGAAUCGUAAAGACUCCGAAAAAGAACUGGACUAUUUAACAGGCGUUGAAGGGAAGGAAUUGAAAAGCACGAAGCCAGUAGAGAAGCCCAAAGAGCUGAUUAUUCCCCUAAUCACAAAGAAUCACUGGUACCAGAAAGAAAAUGUUGCUAAGGUGCCUAGAGGAGCUGAAGCUUCAAGCUUACCUGAAAGUCAGGACUCUGUGGAAUCACAAGCUGUCAAAGAGCUCAUUGAAGAGUCUCAGAAGCAGCUGGAAAAGUGGCAGAAUGGCUCCCAGGUGGAUCUGAACCUCACCAUUCCUCUGCUGAUGCAGAAUCAGGUGCCUCAGGGUUUUGAGGACGGAGACCACGUGAAGGUCGAUCUGCGACCAGAGUCGUCCACAGAAGCAGACUAUGAGAGGGUUCCGGUGGAGGCCUAUGGCUUGGCCAUGCUGAAGGGUAUGGGCUGGAAGGAGGGAGAGGGAAUCGGCAGAACCUUCAAAAAAGAUGUAAAGCCCAUAGAGCAUCAGCUUCGGCCCAAAGGUCUUGGUCUGGGAGCGAACCGUUCUGCACUGAAAGACCUGGAGCCCAGUGGCCCCCGGCGCCCCCCCAAGCCUGGAGAGGAACGAGCCGAGGAAGAAUUGGUUCUGGGUCCGGGUGGAUGUGUUCUGCUGGAGACUGGAGCUCACAAAGAUCAUUACGGGAAGAUAGAAGGGGUCGACCCAGACAAUGCUCGAGUCAUGGUGAAGCUAGCGAUUGGCGGGAAGACCGUAACGGUCAGCCAGUACGGUGUGCGGUUGGUCAGUCGCAAAGAGUAUGAGAAAAACGCCAAAGACCUCAGCCGCUACAGCAAAGCCCAUCAAGACAGAGAGAGAGAGAAGGAGAGACAGAAGGACAAACAGAGACAAGAGGAGAAGAAUAGAGGCAGCGAGGGGGACAGGGUUCAAACUGACAGAGAGAGGGAGCGUGGCAGAAACAAGGAGAAGGACCAACGCAAGAGGAAACACCCAGAACCUGAUUAUGAAAGACAGAAGCCCCCUCCGUUGAAGGAGUCCCGCCAGCCUUCUGCCCCCUCCUGGCUACAGAGAGACCUCAGGGUUCGCUUCAUUGACAAGACCUUCAAGGGCGGGAAGUACUACAACUCAAAGAUGACCGUGGAGGAUGUGCUGACACCAGAUACCUGUGUGUGUCGCACAGAUGACGGCAGACUGCUUGACGAUGUGAAGCAGACAAUGCUGGAGACAAUGGUGCCCAAAAGUGAGAAUGACCUAAUCAUGGUAGUGCUGGGUGAACACCGAGGUCAGCUUGGGCGGAUCUUACAACGGGACAAGCAGAGGUGCCGAGCCAUGGUGCAGCUGGACAGACAUGAGGAUAAGGUCUUCACCUUGGAUUAUGACUCAAUCUGCCAUUAUGUGGGCGGGACCUACACGUGACCACCUGCUGGUUCAUUCUUGUGAG
Molecule: messenger RNA, 1749 nt
Organism: Scleropages formosus (Asian bonytongue)
Lineage: Eukaryota; Metazoa; Chordata; Actinopteri; Osteoglossiformes; Osteoglossidae
Gene: gpkow
Product: G patch domain and KOW motifs
Exons: 12
Coding region: 171-1724 (517 amino acids)
Biological process (GO): translation; mRNA splicing, via spliceosome
Cellular component (GO): ribosome; spliceosomal complex
Molecular function (GO): nucleic acid binding; structural constituent of ribosome
Source: RefSeq, a predicted model, not a curated record